AUGGACGUACAGGGGUUGAUAGCGGGCGCCGCGAGUAUUACGUUGGAGGAUGAGGAGGUAGGGGUGAGGUUCGACGAUGUUGCAAAGGGUGUUGUCGGAGAUGCACCAGAGCGGCAAACUUGGUCUAUAGUAGGGCGGUUUUUGACUGACCGGCUGUUGAAACAGGAGAUAAUGAAGCGAGUUAUGGCGUCGGCUUGGCGUCCUUUGAUGGGCAUCGAAGUCUCUGAUGUGCAACCAAACCUGUAUCUAUUCACCUUUUUUAACAAGGCGGAUAUGGAGCGAGUUCUAACGGACGGCCCAUGGGCCUUUGAGAAUGCGACUUUCUUGUGUCAACCAUUGAAUGUUGGCGAGGAUCCUACGCAGGUUGUGCUCUCCACGGUGGAUAUUUGGUUGCAGGUCUUCGAUUUGCCGCCGGGGUAUCGGACAGUGAAGGUAUUGGAGAAGAUUGGAGAUUUUGCAGGUGUGUUCCUGCAUGUUGAUGACCGAAAUUUCACCAGACCAUGGGUUUCUUAUUACAGAAUUCGGAUAACUCAUGAUGUUACUGCCCCUAUUAAAAGGCGAAUGAAGAUGGUGCUGCGGGAUGGUUCUUCGACGUGGGUAAAUUUUAAAUAUGAGCGGCUCCAUAUGUUUUGUUUUUUCUGCGGAAAAAUGGGCCAUACUGACAAGUUUUGUUUGGAGGCGAGAAGAUCCGGAUUGCGGCCUGAACAGUUUCUGUUUGGUCCGGGGUUAUGGGCUGGGGGUUCUAGUCCAACGAAGGUUCUUGGGGAUAAAUGGUUUCAGAUGGGGCAGGAGAGGAGACGUGUUAUUGGAUAUGGGAGUGUGGCUGGCGAGGUUACUGUUACGGGGCAGCCGGGGUUGGGGGCGGGUGGUUCGGUGGUGGAGGAGCUGGUUGUGGGGGGAGGGUCAUCGGGUCGAGGGAUGGAGGAGGAAGGGGUACGGGCAGAGCCGAAGAGGCGUAGGGUGGAGGAGGAGGAUGGUUUGGUGGUUAGGGAGGAGAGGGGCAUGAAUGUUGACUCCGUUGCGGGGUGUCUGGCGAGGCCUGAGGAUUAG
Messenger RNA from Ipomoea nil (Japanese morning glory), 1050 nucleotides. RefSeq lists its product as uncharacterized. The coding region runs from base 1 to 1050 and encodes 349 amino acids. The transcript has a single exon. The record is from RefSeq and is a predicted model, not a curated record. Gene Ontology annotation, molecular function: nucleic acid binding; zinc ion binding. NCBI's taxonomy places the organism in Eukaryota, Viridiplantae, Streptophyta, Magnoliopsida, Solanales, Convolvulaceae.